Molecule: messenger RNA, 1998 nt
Organism: Mesocestoides corti
Lineage: Eukaryota; Metazoa; Platyhelminthes; Cestoda; Cyclophyllidea; Mesocestoididae
Source: the annotation of a GenBank genome assembly
AUGAAAGGACUUCAAAGUAUUUUAUUUGAAUGUGCUCAUCAGAUUGGACCGUUAUUCAGCCCCGACAAGCCAAAGUUGAAAACAGAUGCGAAGGUGGAGCUGAAGCUGUGCCAUCUAGAACAACCUCUAACUAUCUGUUUUAGCAAUGAUACGUGUGAGUUUUCAAAAAAUAAAGAGUUGUUGGCAUAUGAUUCCCUGAAAGUCGAAGAAUUCCUUAGGCGUUUGUCGUCAAAUGCAGCAGCUGACUUUUUUAUUCUUUCACAAUCACUCAUUGCUAGUUUGGAGCUGCAAGUUGGUGAUUUAAUUGCCUUUGAUAGGCUGACGUACACCCUACUUCUCUCUGAAGCACUGAACCAGAUCGAACAAACGCGUUUGACAAACUCUUGUGUAGACGAAAUUAAGCCUGUUUUGAUCAAUGUUGCUUCCUUCGAAAAUGACUUCCUCCUUGUGCUCACUCGAAUAUUGAAAGCUUUUGCUGUCGGAACUGGAGUAGUUGUGCAUUGUGCUUCUCUUCGAUUAAUUUUGCCUUUGUAUGUGUUUGCAAAACUGGCUAUUGUGGCCGGUGCCCCACCCUAUUUGGUUAAUUUUGUACCUAUUCAUAAGACCGAAAGACAUGAUUUCAUGUUCUCUUCCAUUCAAAUGAUAAUGCGACCUGCUGAUUUGGAUAGCGCUGCAAGGGCUAUCGUUAAAGCUUCGUCUUAUCAUGCUGGAAUGACGUCGUGGCGUCCUUCCGUCGUUUUGGUUGAGCAAGACUAUGAAAAAGCGUUUUACAAGAAAGUUAAAAACCUAUUAUCAGGAGCACCUGGUGAUUGCAGCACUUUGAACGAAAAUUCACAUCUCUCGUAUAGUUGUGCUAUUCCGUCAUACUUAAAGGCCGAGUUUGAAGACCACGUCAAGCUAGCAUGCAAUGACGGAGGCGAAGUCGUUCGUCCCAGUGAUGACGCCGGCCCUGUCUUUAUUUUUGGUCUUACUCCUGCAUCAGCAAUGGUGGAGAAAACAAAAACGUUCCCACUGGGCCCUUCAGUGAUUGUCUUACCAUUCCGUACGGUAAACGAAGGUCUCAAAAUUGCAAAGUACUUCGGCGACCGGGAGAGAAGGAUUUUGGGAGCCGGCGAGUACGUUAGCUCAAUACCCAAAUCGGCUACAAUUUGGACUGAUAACUCCAGCCUUUCUCUGCAGGUUCUUGCCAAAUUGGCCGGUUACACUGCACUCGGUGUGAACUGUGGCGUUCAUCGUCUCGCGUCGUCUUUCCUCCUUGCGGAGUGUUCUUCCAAGUGUCCUACCGUUCGGAUUCCCGGCUUACCGGCUCUUGUGAAGGGCAGCUUUACUUGUUGUAAUUCUAACCUGUCUGGUGAUCUCUUGAAGACUAUAAAUUCCACUGAUGCUCUUCUCCAAACAUGGAAGAAACUCCCCUUUGAGAAACGACUCUCUGCAUUUACCUCCUCGAAAGAUCUGGCCUCUAUUUUGCCGAAAUUGAAACUCCUGCGUGACGACUCCGCUGCUCUUCUGAGUCCAGCCUCAUCACAUGUCACACUUGGCGAUCAACUGAAUUGCGCGUUUUCCAAUAAACUCUUAUGCCUCUUACGCAAGUGGCAGGAGCCACUUGGGUCCGUUAAUGUCGUUCUCAAGUCCGGCGAAUUGCUCCCAAGUCUUCAGGAGUUAGUUAUCUCUUCCAUUGUUCUGGGGAACACUGUAAUUCUUAUCAUGCCGAAAGGAGUCGCUGUUAACUUAGAAGUAAAUCAGUUUUGUGAAUCUGUAAACCAACUUAUCACCCAGUGUUUCCCCACACUCAGUAAACUUGGACCUAUGGUUCAGGUCAAGCAAACAGAAUCUUCUGAGGAGGAAAUCUCGGCUGCUCUUGCUAGUCUUCCUGUCUCCGGUAUUAGCUGUUUGUCUGAUGCAAAUGUCGCCUCAGAUACCGCUGAUGUAAGCGUUGAGCAGCUGUGUAGGUUCACGUCCGUAUUCUGGUCUGUCGGUGGUGAUCUCUUCGCAAAUUAG